Hemisphaericaspora subhashii is the source of this 1431-nucleotide messenger RNA. It is a transcript of the gene GCN5, whose product is annotated as histone acetyltransferase. Lineage: Eukaryota; Fungi; Ascomycota; Pichiomycetes; Serinales; Debaryomycetaceae. The record is from RefSeq and is a predicted model, not a curated record. Gene Ontology annotation, molecular function: histone H3 acetyltransferase activity; protein binding. The transcript has a single exon. Gene Ontology annotation, cellular component: histone acetyltransferase complex. Gene Ontology annotation, biological process: positive regulation of transcription by RNA polymerase II; chromatin remodeling. Bases 1 to 1431 code for a protein of 476 amino acids.
AUGGCAGGGAAGAAAAGACAUGCAACUGUGAAAUCGGACGAUGAAGAGGACGAAACUCCAUUGAAUAAGAAAGUUAAAUUGGAAUCUAAGGAUGAUGAGGACUAUAAUGAUGAUGAAGUGGAGGAGAAUAACAAAGAUGGAGAAGAAGACGGGGAUAUAUCAAUAGAGAUCAAAGAAGAAGAAAAGAAGAACGGAAAAGAUGAAAAUGGCAAACAGGAGGAAGGAGACGAAGAUGAAAAUGAAAAUGAAGACGAGGAGGAUGAAGAGGAGGAAGACGAAGAAGAAGAAGAAGAGGAUGAUGAUGACGAAGCUGAAGAAGAACGAAAACGAACAACGACAUUUAAUUUUGAUGGAGAGGUGUAUACAUUCAAAGAAAGACCUUCAGUAAUUGAAGAAAAAGACGGCAGGAUAGAGUUCCGAGUAGUCAACAACGACAAUACAAGAGAAAGUUUAAUCGUACUAACAGGAUUAAAGAAUAUUUUUCAAAAACAAUUACCCAAGAUGCCUCGAGAAUAUAUUUCACGAUUAGUAUAUGAUAGAUCACAUUUAUCAAUGGCAGUUAUAAGGAAACCAUUAACAGUUGUUGGAGGAAUAACUUAUCGACCAUUUAAUAAUCGAGAAUUUGCCGAAAUUGUAUUUUGUGCCAUUUCUUCAACUGAACAAGUCCGAGGAUAUGGUGCUCAUUUAAUGAAUCAUUUAAAAGAUUAUGUUCGUGCUACUUCUCCAAUCAAAUAUUUCUUAACUUAUGCUGAUAAUUAUGCCAUUGGAUAUUUCAAAAAACAAGGAUUCACCAAAGAGGUCACAUUAGAUAAAUCUGUCUGGAUGGGUUAUAUCAAGGAUUAUGAAGGUGGUACUCUAAUGCAAUGUUCAAUGCUUCCAUCUAUAUUGAGAUAUCUAGAUCUGGGUAAGAUCUUAUUAUUACAAAGAGCAGCCAUUGAAAGAAAGAUUAGACUGAGAAGUAAAUCAAAUGUAGUCAGACCAGGAUUACAAGUUUUCAAAACCAAUAAGAAUGUAACACUAGAUCCUAAAGAUAUUCCCGGAUUGAUAGAGGCAGGAUGGCUGGAAGAAAUGGAUAAACUUGCUCAAAAACCUAAACGAGGUCCACAUUAUAAUUUCAUGGUUACUUUAUUUUCCGAAAUGCAGAAUCAUCCAUCAGCUUGGCCAUUUGCAGUACCUGUGAAUCGAGAAGAAGUACAAGAUUAUUAUGAGGUUAUUAAAGAGCCAAUGGAUUUAUCUACUAUGGAACUGAAACUUGAAAAUGAUAAAUAUGAAUCUUUUGAUCAAUUUUUAUAUGAUGCAAAAUUGAUUUUUAAGAAUUGUCGGGCAUAUAAUAGUGAAACUACAACUUAUUAUAAGAAUGCAAAUAAGUUGGAGAAAUUCUUUAAUAAUAAGAUUAAAGAUAGUGCUGAAUAUUCUCAUUACUUAGAGUAG